This is a messenger RNA of Cynoglossus semilaevis (tongue sole), 3201 nucleotides long. It is a transcript of the gene twist3, whose product is annotated as twist3. Gene Ontology annotation, molecular function: DNA-binding transcription factor activity, RNA polymerase II-specific; protein dimerization activity; RNA polymerase II transcription regulatory region sequence-specific DNA binding. The transcript has 2 exons. NCBI's taxonomy places the organism in Eukaryota, Metazoa, Chordata, Actinopteri, Pleuronectiformes, Cynoglossidae. The coding region runs from base 811 to 1383 and encodes 190 amino acids. The record is from RefSeq and is a predicted model, not a curated record. Gene Ontology annotation, biological process: regulation of transcription by RNA polymerase II; developmental process.
UGAGUUAACAGGCGUGUGCGUUAGCGUCUGUUUACAACCUCAGGAAAAGUCAUGGUCGCUGUAAGUGUAAACUCAUGUCGAAGGAAAAACUGAAAUCACUCAAUGCUACAUUUACAACGUAGGUCGGUUGAUGGUAAAAAAAUAGAAAAGCAGGUUCAAAAAGACUACAACUGAAGCUGCCACUAAAGAAGCGCUGCACAACUACGAUCUAGAAUAGACUGUCGUCGAAAAUCCACCGUUUCCUAAUCCUGACGUUGUGUUAAUGAACAAAAAGGCAGACACAGGGCUGCAUGUGGACUGACGCUGCAGCCCCAAUCUGGAACCCAUAAAGCUUCAGACAUCCCUGCAACAUUAGACACCGCGCUUCUUAUUGGCUGAGAGCGCCACUUACCCCCUGUUUCUUUCGCCCGCCCAGCAAAAGUUCACUUCCUGCUUUCCUGCCUUCUUCGAGUCGAAGACCUCGCCCUCAGGAUGUUCUGAGAACCAAUGAGAAGAUCGCACAGGCGCCGAAGUUAGUGUUUGGGUAUAAAAGAGGUAGAGGUGGACCUGCCUGUCAGAAGGUUUGUUGUUAUACUCUCUGCCAGGUUGAAGGAAAAUGUGAAAGCCAGAAAUCCAACAAGGUCAACUUGGAAACAGGACAACCGAACCGAUGUCCAGCUGGAUGGAGCUCCGGCAGCUGUAACUGUCUCGUCAUUCCCGUCACGCUCAGGUUUGUUCAAAUCAUCUGCGGACACAGAAGAGCGAAAGCCCAGCUUUACUGCAUCCCCGGGGUUCUGGAGUGGAUUGCGAAGGUCUUUGGUGGACAAUACAAUGAGAGAAGAGGUGUCCUGCACCAACUCACCUGAGGGAGGGAUGGGAGCCAGCGAAGAAGAACUGGAGAGAGGAACAAAGAAGAUUAUUCACGCAGGAAACAGAAAGCGUUCACCGUACCCCAAGAAGGACAGUGUGGCUCAGGCGGAGGAGAACAGCAGCGACAGCCCCAACAGCCUGCUGCCCACGGGACCCAAGCGGUUGAAGAAAAGCCCCUCCACGGUGGUGUCCUUGGCCCCGACGUCUCUCGGCCCCAGGCCGGACCAGCCUUUCGAGGACCUCCACUCACAGCGUGUCAUAGCCAACGUGCGGGAGCGUCAACGCACUCAGUCCCUGAACGACGCCUUCGCCUCUCUACGCAAGAUCAUCCCCACGCUCCCUUCGGACAAGCUGAGCAAGAUCCAGAUCCUGAAACUGGCCUCGCGCUACAUCGACUUCCUCUACCAGGUGCUGCAGAGCGACGAGAUGGACGCAAAGCUGGCCAGCUGCAACUACCUGGCUCACGAAAGACUCAGCUACGCCUUCUCUGUCUGGAGGAUGGAAGGAGCCUGGGCCAUGUCCACCAGCCACUAGAAUCAACCCCCCCUGAAUGUUUCUCCUCAGUCUUCUCAUGUCCUUAUCGCCCCCCCCACCCCCGCUCCCCUCAAACUCCAUCACCUCUGACUGUGUUUGCACCCAUUUCCUGAACUGUGCACUUCUGAAUUCUUUUCUCUCUCACUUCAGUUCUAGUCACUUCUUCUCCCAUGAACCUUUGUUGUUCAACCUCCGACCUUCACUUUACUUUUUUAUUCCGCUCUGUUUCCUCUUUUCAGUCCCACAAUUUAGGCCUACGCAACCGGACGCUCCAGUACAGCCCAACAGAAAUCCAACGAAUGAAAGAAAAAAAAAAUCCUCACCCUCCACUCCUGUUUCUGCCUCAUCUUCCUGACAGAAAAAAAACCUCCUUCUUCCUCUGGACAUGUUGCUUGACUGGUGACACUGAGAAGCAUUCUCCACUACAGGACUUAUCGCUGAGUGUUUCUGAAACACCAGCGGGGAGAAAACAGACAUUGCAGUCGAGUGUUGAGAACAGUUUUUGUAAAAAAAUAUAUUAUAAAAAGAAAAACAAACAAACAAACAAACAGCUGGCCUGCAAAGACAACGAAACAAAAUGGCUGCUGGUCGGAGUGCCUUUGGGAACCACCGUGAUAACCAGCGUACCGACUGUCGGAGAGACUGGUGGUAACGGCACAGCCGUGGUCAGAGGGCGGUCACAGCCAAUGAAUGUUUACAGCUAAAAUGUUAAUAAGCUAAUGUUUUUGGCUCUGGGACGAAAGGAGAGCUGGAGGAAUCCAACGCAGAUAUUUUUUUAAGAUUUUGUUUUUUAUGCUGUUGUAACUGGACAGAGCUUGCUUGAUGGAUUGAAGGUGUAUUUCGGUGCAUGCACACUGUCUGAUUCCAACCAGGCUUACGCAGUAUAGUCGGCUUGAAUCGUACUCGUCUAUGUGAAAAUGGCUGUACCACUGAUCACACUAUCUCUGAGAGUGUAAAAUAAUUGUGUUUUGAAUUUUUUUUUAAAAAAAAACCCUUUGCUGUAACUAUUUUCUAAAAGGACAUCAUAGAGAAAUGUGAGAGAUUAAAGACGAAGCAGUAAAGUAUUCAGUUAUAACCACCGUUUGUCUAAAGUCACUUCUGUCGUUCCUCUUUGUCUUGUUUUCAUUUCCUGUUCAUCGCUUUUGUCGUGUCACUUCCUAUAGACAAUAAAUACUUUUUUUGUUUGCUGUACUGAAGCGCAGUGAUUUUAUCAGUGAGUGAAGCUCACACCUUCACCAGGAGAAUUGAAAACCUAAAAAAAAGUCAUUUCAUUCCAGUCUAGAUAAUUUACCUUUAUUUUUGUAAACCAAAAAGUAUAAAACGACAAACACCAGAGGAAAAAAAAAAUGUAUAUACACUGUACAGAUAAAAUUAAAAAGAUUAGGUCUAGUAUAAAAAAGAGAGACAACGUCCUACAUGUAGGACGCUGUGAUAUGAGGACACGAUCGAAGUCCAGCACCAACUUCUAAACAACUGGUUUGUGGGAUUUGCUCUGGACGAACAUCUGACCAUUAAAUCUCACUUCAGUGGAAACAACAAACAGGUUUAGAACGAGACUUUGACGACUGAUUAAAGUCUGAUGAUAAAGACGGAGACCUGUGGCUCAGUGGAGCCCAGAGCACACUAUCUGUUCAGUUUGCUGGUUAUAAAUGUAGAGAAUCCGACUCCGAGAUUCAAGGUUGUCGCCUCACAUUUGACUCAGUGACCGAACACUUCACACUGAGCCGUUUCAUGUACGUCAUGGAUUCUGGGGUUUUUAUGUCUGUUCUUUCAUGAUGUUGUAAUCGGACUUUAAGACUUUAAACCCAUCUCCCCGUG